Messenger RNA from Gastrolobium bilobum, 3528 nucleotides. RefSeq lists its product as uncharacterized. The record is from RefSeq and is a predicted model, not a curated record. Lineage: Eukaryota; Viridiplantae; Streptophyta; Magnoliopsida; Fabales; Fabaceae. The coding region runs from base 1 to 3528 and encodes 1175 amino acids. The transcript is spliced from 7 exons.
AUGGCACCUCCUACGGACAUCAGAGAGAUCGGUUCAGAAGGCUUUUAUCUGAUAGAAAAAGUUUUUAGUGCGCCUGCUCCACGAAGGCCCAUAGUCAAUGGGGUAUUCCCUGCAAGACAAGGACGUUGGGUAGCUCAACUUCCAAACGAUGAGAUGGAAGAGCCAGCCAUGAAUAGCAGAGAGGUAGCUGCUCGUUAUGGUGGAAUAAUGAUUGAAAAGGAAAGCUUCUUGAGGGGUGUUUGGUUUCUCUGGGAAUUAUUGUUAUUUACUUAUCUACCUGAAGUGUGGAUGGAUAAAUCAUGGAUUGCACAACCACGAAACACUGUUGAAUAUCAACAAGGCGUUCAAGGUUUUAUUGAUUUUGCGGUCAGACACAGCUCUGCUGAGGGUUUGAUAUUAUGCCCUUGUUCACGCUGUGGUUUUAGAAAGUGGCAGCCAAAGGAAACAGUGUAUGACCACUUAUUAUGCACAAAAUUUCCAGAAGGUUACACUUUUUGGGUUUUUCACGGAGAGUCACGAAUUGGAGAAAGCAGUAAUGCCAGUGAGAAUGGAUUACAUGGAGUGGAAGACAACGUAGUCCAUGAGGAUCCAAUACGCAACAUGGUAAAUGAUGCUUUUGGGGUGGAUGAGCAGCAUAACGAUGUAGAUACGACCAAUAAUGGACAUGAAGAAAAUUAUGGAGCAAACGAAUUUUACGAACUACUCAAAGAUGGUGAACAACCAUUUUAUAUCAUAUCAAGUGUAAUACUGGAGCUAAUACACGAUGCAUUUGAUCAUGCACAAAUUCCAUCUUCAUUUUAUGAGGCAAAGAAAACUAUUACGAAGUUGGGAUUGGAUUACCAGAAGAUACAUGCUUGUCCACGUAAUUGUAUGUUGUAUUGGGGUGAGGAAAAUGUAGACAGACAAUUUUGCAAGGUUUGUACCUUAUCUAGAUGGAAACCUUGUACCAAAGGAGGUGAACCACAACAUGGAAAUAACAAGCGUAAAGUGGCUGCCAAAGUUGUACGUUAUUUUCCACUUAAACCACGCUUGCAAAGAUUGUUCUUGUCUACAAAGACCGCUGAAGACAUGAAAUGGCAUGCUACGGAUGGUCAUAAUGAUGGUUUCAUGAGGCAUCCCAGAGAUUCAGAAGCGUGGAAGAAUUUUAAUUCAUUACACACAACAUUUGCAGCAGACCCACGCAAUGUUCGACUUGGUUUGGCUACCGAUGGUUUCAAUCCAUUCGGUCAUAUGAGUUCCAGUUACAGUGUUUGGCCAGUUAUUCUAAUGCCAUACAAUACGCCUCCAUGGUUGUGUAUGAAGUCCACAUCCUUUAUUAUUUCAACGAUUAUACCUGGCAAAAAAAUGCCCGGAAAUGAUAUUGAUGUGUACUUACAGCUGUUGAUGAAAGAGUUGCUUGAACUGUGGAAUGAAGGUAUAGAUACUUAUGAUGCUUCGACAGGUGACAUGUUUAAGUUACGUGCAGCUUUAAUGUGGACAAUUAGUGAUUUUCCUGGUCUUGGCAAUCUAUCUGGGUGGAACACACAUACUGGGUUAGCAUGCCCAGUAUGCAACUUUGACUUUGAACCUACUCGUCUUUAUCAUAGUAAGAAGUGGUGUUUUAUGGGCCAUCGACGUUUUCUUCAACAAAGACAUAGGUUUAGAUUGAACAAGGUUCGAUUUAACGGUAAACAGGAGCUGCGCAAUCCUCCAAGGAUAUUAUCUGGUUGUGAAAUCCUUGAACAGGUUCAACAUGUGAAUGUUACCUUUGGUCGAAAACCUGAAGUUAGCGGAAGAGGGAAAAAGUGUCGAGUUGGUGAUCGUGAUGCACAAGGCAAUGCCCAACAAUGGAAAAAGAAGAGCAUAUUCUUUGACCUUCCAUAUUGGAGACAUAAUUUAUUGCGCCACAAUCUUGACAUGAUGCAUAUUGAGAAGAAUGUAUGCGACAAUAUCAUUUACACAUUGCUUAGUGAUUCCUCAAAAUCAAAAGAUCAUAUCAAUGCUCGAAGAGAUCUACAAAGAAUGGGCUGCAAGCCUGACCUUUGGCCAAAUGAGAGUGGAAAAUAUCCUCUAGCAGUGUAUACAAUGACCAAUCAAGGGAAGAAGGCUUUUCUGAAGACCUUGCGGAAUAUCUCUGUACCAGAUGGUUAUGCAAGCAACAUAUCAAGGUGCAUUGAUGUUGAUUCUAUGCGAGUGAGUGGGAUGUUGAAAAGUCAUGAUUGCCAUAUAUUGAUGGAACAACUUCUACCAUUGGCUACGAGAAUAUCAUUGCCUGAUAAUUUGGAUAAUAUAAAACAUCAAGUUGUGCUAACCUUAUGCCAUAUGGAAAUGUUAUUUCCCCCUUCGUUUUUCACUGUCAUGAUUCAUUUGAUUGUUCAUCUUGCUGAUGAAGCUAAGCUUGGAGGUCCCGUUCACUAUCGGUGGAUGUAUCCUAUUGAGAGGUAUUUGGGACAAUUAAAAUCAUAUGUUCGUAAUAAGGCGCAACCAGAAGGUUCAAUUGCAGAAGGUUACCUUAUGCAAGAGAUCUUGACAUUUUGCUCAAGGUACUUGGACAAUAUUGAGACUCGGUGGAAUCGACCUAGACGUGUUGAUGAUGCUCAUGAUGAUAUACAGCCUCAAACGCGCAUAGAUGAUUUUUUUCCCAAAGUAGGUAAGCCAAUUGGUGCAUCAAUGUUUUUCAAUCUCACUAACAUGGAAAGAUUACAAGCACAUAGACAUGUGCUCACCAAUUGCCCACUUGUUGAAAAAUAUCUUCAGGAAUUUAGGACAGAUGUUAAGAGGCAACUAAGGAGGACUACUCGAAGUCAAGCAGAGAUAGAUAAGCGGGUUCAUAGAGAGUUUGUAGAUUGGUUCUCCAAACGAAUUAUUUUAGAUAUCAACAAUAUUGAGGAAUCAGAUGUAGCUAUCAUGCUUUCUCUUGCCAAAGGUCCAUUUUACCAAGGUAGAAGGUUUAAUGCAUAUAAUGUAAAUGGCAUUAAGUUUCGGACCUUAGAAAGAGACAAUAACCUGAAAACACAAAAUAGUGGGGUUUAUGGGACGUUUGACACUAGAAGCUACUCAAGUAGUAAGGAUGGCCAAAUGAUAUGUGGGGGGGUUCCUUAUUAUGGGAAAUUGAUUGACAUCAUAGAGAUUAAUUACAAUGGUUUAUUCACAGUGGCUUUGUUUAAAUGUCAAUGGGCUGAUACCACUACUCAAAGAGGGCUAAAGAAAGAUAAAUUAGGAUUUGCGCAAGUUAACUUUUCAAAACUAAUACAUACUGGUGAAAAAGAUGAUGAUGAGCCAUAUAUUAAAGCUUCAGAAGCUCAAAUGGUGUUUUAUGUUGAUGAUGAGAAAGAAAAAGGUUGGAGCAUUCCAGUUCAUGUAAAGCCAAGAGACUUGUAUGAUAUGGGUGAAGACUCUAUGACAUGGACUGGCCAAUUUCCAUCACAGAACUUGGAUCAUGUUGAUGUGGAUGACACAACACCUUUACAAUUAUCACGACCUUUCACGGAUGAUGACAAUCCAAUUCUGCCUGUUAAUCUAAACGAGGAUGAAGAAAUGGAAAUAUGA